GUGACAGUUACCCGCCGUUUGGGCCGUUUCAGGGGUCUCUAUUUUCAGUCUGAGAUCUGGGCCAGCAGCCAGCGGUAACAAGAUAAUCGUUCGGCGCGCAACCAACGCAUUCUCUCGCGCGUUUUGUAUUUUCCGGCAGGCGCGAAGAAUACGCAGUAAUUCUCACUGCGCAAACAGCCGAUAGCCGCCGCCAGCAGCAGAAGCCACAGCGUUGCAAGAAUUUUCCCGAUAAGCGGUUUCGGCUUGCGUUUCGUUUUCCCAACCAAACCACGAGAGCGUUUCGAGCCGCUCACCGAACAGAGUGCUCCUCAUUGCCUUUCGUGCGUGCGUGCGUGACAGAUGGCGCUCGAAUGAGCGGCGGCGAAAUUUGCAUCCGACGACUAUUUUUAUUUCUAUUCCGGUUCACGGAUUGAUAGAAACCGACGGAAGGGAGGUGAAUUCAGGAAACGUCGGGAUGUGAAAAUGUGACUUCAAUCCUUUCAAAAAGUGUGUAUUACCGGAUUCGUUCAGAUUCACAAAAAUAAGCUCACCAGUGUUCAGAUUCACAAAAAUAAGCUCACCAGUGAAUGAAUGUAUUACAAAGUUUACAGCUGAAAAGUGCACACACAGAGCCAAAUUGCAGCAAAGAAUAGAAAUAAGUCAUUUGCAUAGAAAGUGGGUCGCCAACGAGAUGAGGAGGCUUCUGCCAAAUGUGAGAGGUGACAAUUGAUCAAGCGAAAUACGAGUCAGCGUGAAAUACCUGUUGCUGAAAAGUGAUUUGUAAAAAAAAUAGUGUAAUACCGAAAUUGUGAAACAUUAAGAAACAAACAGGCAUACAAUUACUUCAUCGUUGAAAAUCAUAAAUCUCUAGGAAACAAUGUCUUCGUCAUCACUCAGCCGAGAAGAGGAGCGCAAGCCACUGAUGGAAGAAUUCUAUCGGCAACGAAGGAUACUUCUCGGAUGCACCUUGCUCAUUGGUCUGGCUGUGAUAGUGUGGAUCAUUGCCAUUUCAACCGAUCACUGGUUCAUUGUUACAGGUGGACAAGGCAUAUUCAUACCGGAAACCAGACGCUAUUUCAAAUCAUCACAUUCUGGGCUGUGGAAGAUAUGCCGGUACGGUGUGACGCCGACAGUGCUGCCCUUCUCGAAUGCCACCCGCAACUUCACGACGCUUUCGUACAUCAACGAGAAUCGAAUCGAUAAUAUGAAGAAGACAAUCGCCAAAGAGGACUACAUCCAGCAGUUUCUCAAGGAAGGUCUCCGUGUCGACAAUCUGACCGAGAUCGAUGACAACUUCCGGCGGCAUUUGUUUGCCAGUUGGAUUACCGACGACUUGAGCUACUUCGACUCGCUGAAAGACGUUUACCAUGAGAUCACUGCCCGACACAGCCAGCAGGAAAGUGUUUCUGUGCAAAAGCUAAAAAAUCCACCCCUUAUGAUGCUGGAUCCGACCGACAUUAGCUCACUAAAGGAGACAGUCGGUGUAUCCGGUGCACUUACCACUGUAACGAUAAACUCUACGGAAAUCAAUGUUCUUGUGCCGCAAUCGCUGAGGGAUGCCUUGUUUGACGAGUGGGAACACAAGGCGGGAGUGAUUUAUCUGCUGUGGAGCUUUUCGAAAGCAAUGCGUAUCGAACCGUACAUCACUAGUCCCGACGGCACUAAAUACAUCAUUAGACCUCCACUGCCUCCGAAAAAGGGUCGCAUCGGAAACGGAUACGAGUAUGUUCCAUUUAAAAAGUGCAAGCUGCAUGAUCUCUUCCCCACAGAGGAAACCAUUCGUCAGGACCCAUCGAUAAACGACGAAAUCCUAGAGAGAGGAGGGGAUCCCUUCUACGUUUCCGAGUUCGAAUCCGAAGAUUACAGCCGCACGGAGGCAUCGUUUGCAUGCAUUACGCUCUUCAUUAUGGUGAUGGGAUUCGUUUUCUCCGUUUACACGUUCAUGAAUCCACGCUACAUGUUCAAGCGAUUAGCAGGUGGCAUACAUUUUAUAUCAGCGGCCACCAGCAUCGUCGUCAUCCAAGUUCUGAUAGCAUCGGUAGAGUACGAGAAAGAGAACAUUUCAUACACCUUCCCGAAGGGUGCGAAAUACAGUUACGGUUACGGCUUCUAUCUGGCAUGGUUCGUAUUCCUAUCGAACCUCUACUCGGGAUUGGCCUUCAUGUGGUACUCGAAAAAGAAGAAGGGUAAUAAAGCGGCCACCGAAGAGCUGGGAAUGGCUGAUGAACCAAUCAACAUUGGACGAUAAAAUUCUUCUCGUCUAGAAGAACAUUAGAUAUGUAAACAGUGGAACAAUGAAAUAGUUCCAAAGGCACACAACUUUCGACUCAAAUAGUUAUAAUAUUGAAACAUACGAAAUCUAUAAGCUGAAGAGAUCAUGUAUUGUUUUGGCUUUACUCUCUCAAAUAUGUUUCACGUGUUCUCCCCACAUACUAUUCAGUUUUCGGUUUGCCCUCGGAAGUUAAAGAAAAUGGAAAUACGGCAUUACUUAAGAUAUUCAAUAGAAAUGCGCAAAGACAAAAUUGUAAAUAUGUUGAUAUGUUUUUUUUAAUGUAAAUAAGAGAGAAUCGUUCUCGUUAAACUACAAUGACCUAUACUAAAAUUACAAGCAACACGUCAGCACGAGCGUCGAUAAAACCAACAAGACAUUUUUAUUGAUACAAUGUUUACUUUAGAACGGUUAGCACAAGUGGGUUUCAAUUUGUUAUUUUUGUAACUGUUAUGCGAAUUAAAUGACAAAACUCAAGAAGAUAGAAUAGUUUCUCUAUCUAAUCUCAUGAUGACAUUAACGCCAUGUUGAGGCCUUUGCUCAUUCAACUCAACGAUAAUACUACGGGUGGGUUUUACCUAAGCUAUAACUGCAAGGUUGACGUAGAAAGUCCGUUGCCUUAGUGAUCAUUGUAGUAUU
Molecule: messenger RNA, 2887 nt
Organism: Toxorhynchites rutilus septentrionalis
Lineage: Eukaryota; Metazoa; Arthropoda; Insecta; Diptera; Culicidae
Exons: 8
Coding region: 857-2227 (456 amino acids)
Cellular component (GO): plasma membrane
Source: RefSeq, a predicted model, not a curated record